Molecule: messenger RNA, 1633 nt
Organism: Baudoinia panamericana UAMH 10762
Lineage: Eukaryota; Fungi; Ascomycota; Dothideomycetes; Mycosphaerellales; Teratosphaeriaceae
Exons: 2
Coding region: 74-1633 (519 amino acids)
Biological process (GO): transmembrane transport
Molecular function (GO): transmembrane transporter activity
Source: RefSeq, a predicted model, not a curated record
GCGCUGGAGGCUUCCUGUGCUCUUUUCUCUGCCUUUCGCUGCUGCUCGUCUUUCUGCUAAAUAAAAAGUCACAAUGACCGCACAUGACGCAGAUGCUAGGAUAGAGCCGCGCCAUGAUGUCGAGGCGCGGUCUCAUCCCGACCAUCAUGACUUCGAGAGCCAGGCCGCAUCAACCGAAAAGUCUGCUACGAUACUUGACUGGGACGGACCGAACGAUUCCGCCAAUCCGUUCAACUGGCCCGAGUCUCGCAAAUGGAUGGUCAUAGGCGCAGCUCUGCUAUGCACACUCACAGUGCCGUGGAAUGGUACUUCCAUCACCGUGGCCGCGCAGGAGAUCAACCAGCAGUUCGGCAUUAGCGACGCCAAUUUCCCAAAUAGUUACUGGCCUGUCACUUCAUGGAGUCUGGGAGGCGCAGUGUUCAUUAUCAUCUUUCUCCCGCUCAUGGAGGAUGUCGGCAUUCGCAUCGGAUUUCUUGUGUCUUACGUCUUCUUUCUGCUUAUGAUCAUACCGCAAGCGCUUGCUCGCAACUUCGCUACCUUAAUAGUCACGCGGUUCUUCAGCGGUGGAUGCGUGGCUUUGCUGGCGAACACACUCGGAUCUGCUAUCCCCGACUUAUGGGCAGAGGACUGGGCGAGAAGCUUCCCCGUGAGUCUGUACAUCAUCACGUACUUGAUGGGGUCUACACUUGCGCCGCCCAUUUUUGCUGGGGUAAUGCAGUAUAUCGGUAACUGGAGGUGGAUCUUCUACAUCCAGCUCAUCGUCUAUGGAGCUCUCCUCCCAUUCUUCUUUCUCUUCAUCCGCGAGACACGAGGGUCCGUGAUAUUGCGCCGCCGUGCCAACCAAAUCCGAAAGACUACUGGCAGACUCGUAUAUACCGCCGAGCAGCUUGACCAGCCUCCACUCUACUACCGCCUCUACAAGUCCAGCACGCGACCAAUCUACCUGCUGGUGACUGAGCCUGUUCUGCUCGCCAGCACGCUGUGGUCAGCCUUCAGCUUCGGUACCGUGUUCCUCUUCACGCAGUCCGUCGGACAAGUCUUCACAGGUCUGUACGGCUGGGAGGAGUACAGCAUUGGCUACGUACAGACUGCCGUUGUCAUAGGAGAACUACUCGGUUGGGUCGCUCAGCGAUACUCCAUCUACCUAUACACCGCAUCAGCGAAGCGCAAUACAGAGGCGCCUGGCACACCCAUUCCCGAAGCGAGGCUCUACGUCAGUGCGUUCGCCUCGUUCGGCGGUAUUGUAGGCGGAAUGUUCGUCUAUGCAUGGACAGCAUACCCAUCUAUACCAUGGAUCGCACCCGCAAUUGGUCUGGCUAUGGUGGGCUUCGGCAUCCAACUUGUCGUCUCCGCCGUUGCCGACUACAUACUCGACGCAUACGCUGCGUCGAACUAUGCGGGCUCGGCGGUCAGUGCAGUUGCGGCAGGUGAGAACGUUGUUGCCGGCAUUCUACCCUUGGCUGCGCAGAGCAUGUACACAGAACUGGGCUUCCAGUGGGCGAGCACACUGUUGGCAUGCUUGGCGCUGCUGCUGAGUCUCGCGCCAGUGGUCUUUAUAUGGAAGGGUAGAUGGUUUAGGGAGAAAAGUCCUUUCAUGCGGGCUGGCCAGCAACUGAAGGCUACGGGCUCAUAG